Molecule: messenger RNA, 1107 nt
Organism: Chelonia mydas (Green sea turtle)
Lineage: Eukaryota; Metazoa; Chordata; Testudines; Cheloniidae
Product: olfactory receptor 10A7-like
Exons: 3
Coding region: 1-1107 (368 amino acids)
Biological process (GO): G protein-coupled receptor signaling pathway
Cellular component (GO): membrane
Molecular function (GO): G protein-coupled receptor activity; olfactory receptor activity
Source: RefSeq, a predicted model, not a curated record
AUGGACCCAGCCUUUCACACCCCCAUGUAUUUCUUUCUCCGGGUCUUAUCCUUCUACACCUCGGUCACUGUCCCCAAGAUGCUGGUGAACUUCCUCUCAGAGGACAAGAACAUUUCCUACAUGGGCUGUGUUCCAUCAAACAGUGUACUGAGGAAGAAAAUGUCCAACCAAACCACCAUGACCAAAUUUCUUCUCCUGGGGUUCUCUGAUGUUCCAGAACUGCAGAUUUUAUACUUUGUGGUGUUUCUAGUGCUUUACCUGAUAUCCCUGCUGGAGAACCUUCUCAUCAUCACAGAUAUAGCCCUCAACCACCACCUUCACACCCCCCUGUACUUCUUCCUGAUGAAUCUGUCCAUCCUAGACCUUGGCUCCAUCUCUGUCACCAUCCCCAAACCCAUGGCCAACUCCCUCAUGAACACAAGAUCGAUUUCUUAUUCUGGAUGCGUUGACCAAGUCUUUCUCGUCGUCUUCGCUUCAGCAGAUUUUGCCAUACUGACCAUCAUGGCUUACGAUCAAUACGUCGCCAUCUGUCAACCACUGCACUAUGAGACAGUGAUGAACAGAAGAGCUUCUGUCCAAAUGGCAGCCAGUGCCUGGACCUGUUUCAGUGAUAAUGUGGUGUCCCUAGUACAAACAGUCCGGGGUUUCACCUUGCCAUUUUGUGUAUCCAAUAAGAUUAACUAUUUCUUCUGUGACAUUCCCCCAUUGAUUAAGCUUUCUUGCAUUGACACCUCUCAGUAUGAAAUGCAGUUGUUUACAGCUGCUAUACUGGUCAUCUUCAUGCCAUUUACUCUCAUCCUUGUGUCCUACACCUUUAUUAUCUCCACCAUCUUAAAGAUGGCAUUGGCUGAAGGCAGACACAAAGCCUUCUCCACCUGUUUCUCACACCUCAUUGUGGUGACACUGUAUUAUGGGAGCAGCAGCCUGAUCUAUUUAAGACCCAUUAACUUACCAGACAGCAACAAAGUGCUAUCUCUGAUCUACACAACCGUCACACCCACCUUGAACCCCUUUAUUUACAGCCUGAGGAAGAAGGAGGUGAAAGAGGCUCUGAGGAGAAUAUUGCAGGACAUGAUGAAGAGAAAAAUAUUUUCUCAUAGAAAGUAA